AUGGCCUCGCCCGAACCCCCACGGCCGCCGCCAGUCUCCCCACAGGGUCGGGCAGUGCCCCUUCAACCCCCAUGUAUCAAUUGCCGAUCCAAGCAUCUGCGAUGUACGUAUGAAACCGACCAAUGUGAGCCCUGCAAGCGAUACAACCGGACAUGUGUACGGCGCAAACCUCGCAAGAAUCCGAUUCAAUUUCGUCCUGGUAGCCGUGCAAAGUAUGACCAGGCCUUUGCUCCAGACCAAGUCUGGGUAAAGCUGGGCCGUAGAUCGGCCCCGCUGAGGUUUAUCGACGAGACGGUGGACGUCAUCUCGGGCUACUACUCGGCGAGUGAUUCUGAAAAUGAAGAGAUUGACGGCGAGGACGUGUCGUUUCGGGCUGGGGCCGCCGUAGGAGCUCAAUCGGAGCAUGCGCGAUUUCAUGCCCUGGGUCCAAACAGCUCCACCAAGAGUGCUACUCAAUGUGGGACACAAGGGCAGACACCCGCGUCAGAAAUGACUACGCUGAUAAGCUCAAAUACGGCUGCGCUACAUCGAGGUGCAAGCAUAGUACCUACUGAGAGGCAGAGAGAGAUACACAGACCCGUCGUCUUUGUUGGAAAUACUGACAUCCGCCUUCAAGCAAUUCUCCUACGCUACUUCGCCGAGGUCAUUGGCCCUCGCUUUGAUUUGUGUGACAACGAGCGCCACUUCAGCCGUCUGGUGCCGCAACGGGCCCGUUCCUCGCCCACCCUGUUGAAUGCCAUACUUACUACAUCAGCUCGCCAUCUGACUCGCUUGCAGAGGUAUCGCAACUCUGCCGGCGUAGUCGAGUGGCAGGGCCAUCUAUUGCCAAAUUUGAGCGAGGAAUCGGCCGUCUACUAUCACAAUGAAUGCAUUAAAGAUCUUUUGCGACUCAGCAUGGAUCCAGAACAGAUACACAAUGAAGCUCUUCUGGCAGCGGCAAUCAUUCUUCGCACCGACGAAGAAAUGGACGCUCCACUUCACGAAGGCGAGGAGGAUACUGAAGUUUUCUUAGGCAUGUUGAACAUGUUUAUUAACGCACAGGUCCCACUAGUAGCAACAUUACCGCACAGCUCCCCUCCCGUAUAUCCUUCACAGGAGGAACUUUACGGCUCAGGGGUCCACCUGGUCCAUGCACCACACCCACCAGAUUCGCCCUCCCACCCGCUAUCCUCUCCCACUCCACAGACGAACAUCCUAUGGCCAUAUACCAUUCCUCACGUCCCAAGACCGGAUGGCCUUCGCCAAGCCGCCUUCUGGGUCGCCCUGCGUCAAGAACUCUUUACCUCAUUCAUGAAACAACGCCCUCUCAACUUCCCCAUGAACCACUGCGACGCAUUCCGCAAUCUAUCCCCCGCCGAGGACGUCAUCUGGGCAGACAGACUAGUCAUCUUCUGCGCCGACCUUCUCGAAUACUGCUACGGAAGCAGCUACAUUCACAACGCGGAUCAACCCUCACGUCGUCACCACGACCCGGCACGAUGGCACAAGCUGCGGAAUUACGAACGCGACUUGACACUGGCCCUGCCAAAAUCAUUUGAGCCCAUGUGCUACCGAGAGCCUGAUACCAGCUCCGGACAGGUCUUUCCAGAGAUCUGGCAUCUGGAGAGCUGUCACGUCACGGGGACUACACACCUCGAACUCGCUCGCAUUCUUCGACCUAAUUUAGGACCGGGGUCGGUUUCUAGUCAAAGGAAACUGGCCACUACGCUGAAGAAUAUUGUGCGCCGGCUGUGUGGGAUUGCGAUGUGCAAUCCUAUAAUAUAA
Aspergillus oryzae RIB40 is the source of this 1764-nucleotide messenger RNA. RefSeq names its product Zn(II)2Cys6 transcription factor. The transcript is spliced from 5 exons. Lineage: Eukaryota; Fungi; Ascomycota; Eurotiomycetes; Eurotiales; Aspergillaceae. Gene Ontology annotation, cellular component: nucleus. The record is from RefSeq and is a predicted model, not a curated record. The coding region runs from base 1 to 1764 and encodes 587 amino acids. Gene Ontology annotation, molecular function: DNA-binding transcription factor activity, RNA polymerase II-specific; transcription cis-regulatory region binding; zinc ion binding. Gene Ontology annotation, biological process: positive regulation of transcription by RNA polymerase II.